AUGAAUAACAGGCAUCUUGGCCAACGCCUCAGGAUGCCAUCCAAGCUGGUCACGUAUACGACAGCAAAACGAUACCCUGUCAAUGCUUUGACAUGCCUGAAGGCGGGUAAAGAUUCUGAAUUGAUUGAAACCUUGGUUUACCAGAUUGAACAAGAACUCGUUUUUCUUGCUCUUGUUAUUAUGCGCUAUGUCGAGUUAUCAAGUUCGUUAGAGUUCGAGAAAAACACAGAAAUUUCCGACUCAGUGAAGAACUCAAAAGGAAGAGUGUUGGUUCACUGCCAAGCAGGCAUCUCCAGAUCAGCUACCAUUUGCCUCGCCUACCUUAUAAGCAGGCAUCGGCUGAGGCUAGACGAAGCUUAUGAGUAUGUCAAGAAAAGGCGAUCGGUCAUAUCUCCAAACUUUAAUUUCAUGGGACAAUUACUGAACUGGGAAUCAGAGACUCAACUGACCGAGAGAGCAACGAGCAGUACUGAGCUGUUAAUAAACACGCCCACAACAAGCUGUACGGUCACUUCUCCAUUUGGGUUCUUUAGCUUUUCGUCGCUGCCAUGUGGAUCAGGGAUAACUCCAUCUGGUAACGAACAGAAUUCACCAGGACUUGUUACAUCACCCAUGUAG
Molecule: messenger RNA, 618 nt
Organism: Orbicella faveolata
Lineage: Eukaryota; Metazoa; Cnidaria; Anthozoa; Scleractinia; Merulinidae
Product: dual specificity protein phosphatase 1-A-like
Source: RefSeq, a predicted model, not a curated record